This is a messenger RNA of Sycon ciliatum, 3368 nucleotides long. Its product is annotated as E3 ubiquitin-protein ligase TRIM45-like. The transcript has a single exon. Lineage: Eukaryota; Metazoa; Porifera; Calcarea; Leucosolenida; Sycettidae. The record is from RefSeq and is a predicted model, not a curated record. Gene Ontology annotation, molecular function: zinc ion binding. Bases 302 to 2590 code for a protein of 762 amino acids.
AUUUUCGACGGUCGGACAGUACCGUUUUUUUACUGAGUAGAUCUACUAGCGAAUGACACCGUUUACUUUUCUUCUUUGUACUAACGGUACCCAUUCAGCCAUUGACAAGGAGUAUCCCGCCGCCCGAAGUAUUCUGCUUGCACAACCGUCAUUGUACAUUGUACAUAAUUAUACUUGUAACUAGGGAGUGGUAAAGUUCCUGCUUGUAAAGUAACGUUGUAACCCCGGAGGUCAUUUCGCGAUUAGAGUGUGGGAGCGUGUGGUUCAACCGCCGUUCACGGAAAGGGACGGAGCAGCCGACAUGCUGUCGCCGCGAGUUCGGGUCAAAUCGGAGCGAGACUCUCAGCUACAACAGGAGAAAGAGAAUGGAAGUCGCUGGACAUGCGCUCUCUGUUCGGGUGAGCUGAGAGGUGCAAAGCUAUUACCUUGCUUGCAUCCUAUUUGCUCGACAUGCAGGAUAUCCGCAAAGUGCCAAGACGGAUCACUGCGAUGUGACCGCUGCUCGUACAUCGCUUCGCCGCGUCAAGUCGACCGAUUGUGCACGGACUACUUGGCGUGCGACAAAGUGGCGCUGCGGACGUUGCACGACCCGCAAAAGCCCAUUGUCUGUGAUGAGUGCGUGGCAGAGGAGAUAGCCACCCAUCGCUGUGUCAACUGCUACCUAUUCUUGUGCAGUGUUCACCUUGCCUCACACCGAUUGAGCAAGAGCACAAAAUCACACAAUCCAAUAUCACUGAACAGAGCUUCGUUUGCAUCUCUUGCAGCAGGGAGCAAAUCAGAGCAAAUGGACAUGUCGUCGUCGCUGCUGCCUUCGGCGCAGAGUGGCAUACAGUGUCCCCGGCAUGCACAGAACGAAGCCGAGUUGUUCUGCGAGAGCUGCAGCGAAAGUGUGUGCCGGGACUGCAUAGUCGUGGAUCAUAAGUGUCACAAGUGGUACUUCAUGGAAGAUGCCGUGCAGCGGGCAAACUUCUCACAGCUUGUGCCCAGCGCUGAGAAAGCGCUGCGCAAAGCUCGUGCCGCCUUGGAUGCGGUGAGAGUAUCGAGAGAAGCACUGGCCACCAACUUGUGUUCUGCGCGUGAUGAUGUUGAGAAGGUGCAGCAUGAAAUUCAACAGCUGCUUGAUCAGCGCUCAAGCGAGCUGCGCACUCAGGUCCACGCCAUGCAGGUGAGAAAAUCUACACUCCUCGACAAUCAGCGAAUGCAGUUGAGCUCUCUGGAAGGAAAGCUAGCGCAUGCAUGUAUGUUUGCCAAUACGCUACUGGAGUACGGGAGCAAACGGCAAUGCCUAGCUCUCAAGGGUGUAGUGGAUGCUCGCCUGAAAAGUCUUCUUGCUGAUGCCUGCGAGAAGCCAUUUCUGCCGCACGAUGAUGGCUCUUUGGACGUGAAAUUUGACUUGUCUAGCUUUCAGGAGACUUUAUCACAGCUGGGUCAAGUGACGUCGGCAGCUCUGACAAAGCACAAUUGGCUGAUGGUACCUGACAGUUGCUACACACAGGACAGUGUGCUGAUCCGUGUGGACAUGCGAGAUGAUGCGGCCCAGGUAGCCGGUAGGACACUGGGCACUGCAGCCAUAGGCUGCAAAGUCACAGGACCUGCUGGCCAAGCUCAAGACGUGGACGAUGCACGCACAAAAGAUGGCCAGAAAACGUUCAAGUUCACUCCGAACUGCGGCACAGGAUGUUACACGGUUAACCCUACUGUCGGUGGACUUCCUGUCUUGGGUUCCGUGGCAACCAUCUCUGUCACUGAGCCACCAUGGCGCUUCCAGUAUAGUUCAAAGUCUUCCAUACUCAAACAGCAUGGACGGAAGCACCCAGCGUACAUCUCACCAUCCGGUCUUCUUGCCACCUUUCAGAAUGAAAUGCCCAGGGGCAAGAUUCAGCAGCAGCAAAUCAACAAGUGCAAGUUUUUUGGCUCCUGGGGCUUAUCAAAGCCGUAUCGACUUAUUGCUGGAAGCAGGGAGCUAAGCAAAGACGAUAAGAACGGUACAUGCAUUUGGCGUGUCCGCAUAGUUCGGCAAGAGAGCUCUUCAAUGAAAAGCAGUGGUUCCCAAGACCUGGAUCAGCCCGACUUUGGGGUCGGAGUGCUGGUCAACUUGUCGGCGGAGAGCAUUGAAGCGCGCAUCCAGGCACGUGGCUACAGCCAUGAUUUUGUUCAAUCAUGCCACACCAGUGCCGUGGUAUGCUUUAGCACCGGCACAGUGUUUUGUGGAGAAAUGCGCUGCGAGCACCCUCAUUUAACAACGCGCAGCGAAGACAAGUCGAGCAAGCUGCACUUCCAGAACGGGGAAGAACUCACUCUAGAGUACGAAGCCAGCAAUGCAUGCUUGAUGAUUUCCCAAGCAACCCUGGACUUGAAGUGUAUUGUACACAUCCCAACUGGAUCCAUGCGAAUUGUCCCAUUGGAUGCCGACAGCGAAACUGUGUUUCAAAACAUUGUCUUUCAGAAUAUUGUGCGUCACACGCAAGUAACAGUGGAGGAGCCGCAGGACAACUUUGGCAGUGUUUCCUGCAUAGUACCAGUGGUGUGGGUUUCAGCUGACUGCUCUUGUCAGGUUUCUCUUGCCUUUCCAGUCACAGUGCAGCAUUGAUGAAAACAGUACCUGGCGUGGUCCACUGUUCAGGCAGCAGAUUGCUGGAUUGGGCACUGUUAUCAUUCUGAAUUGAAUUCAGUAUGGUGUGCACAUCGCACACGUUCAUGUCCCACAUUUGGAUUGGGCAGCCUCCAGCCAAAUCUUUGGGUCAGACAUUUUUGAGAUAGAAUUCAAGGCUUGAUUUGGUGCAAAGUUUGCAUUGGAGAUGGUUUGCCAGACUGAUUUUGAUCUUAGUUGCGCAACAUGUAUGUCAUCACUGAUCACUGCUGUAGAUGAUGUUAAACGCCAACCUUACUGAGCUGGACACGUGCCUCUUUGCAUUGGGGUUUUGCUGUGCUCUUGCAAGAGAUGUGCAUGUGCUUGUGUGUGUUUGUGUGCGGGUGUUUAUAUGUGUUGCUGUAUGUGUAUUUGUUUGCUUGUGUGCUUGUGGUUGCACCCUCACCGUGUUUGUAUUCUGUUGAAAAUUGUAGACUUUAAUCAUUGCUGUUGGUCACUGGUUCCUGUUAUAUGGUCGUACACGCAGUAAUAGUUGUAAAUCUCAGUUUUUAUUUCCUCAUCCCAUCAGCUUCAUCAUAACUGCUCUUUCACAUACUUCUAGAUUACUGUUUCCCAAUGGUUUGUGACACAACAGAAUUAUGCCAAUGGGCAACAUCUUUUUCAUACCUGUUUUCCACUGAUGAAGUCAACGCUCCUUAUAUCGGCUUAUCACUCCCUUAGUAUUGACUCACAUAGAUUUUUGCCAUACCUAAGCAGUCAAAUAUUCCUGCAUAUUUCA